Oryctolagus cuniculus (rabbit) is the source of this 3734-nucleotide messenger RNA. The record is from RefSeq and is a predicted model, not a curated record. NCBI's taxonomy places the organism in Eukaryota, Metazoa, Chordata, Mammalia, Lagomorpha, Leporidae.
UGAGAAGGAAGGAAUGGAUAGCAGCAUCCACCUGAGUAGUCUGAUAAGUCGACACGACGAUGAAGCCACGAGGACGUCCACCUCGGAGGGGCUGGAGGAGGGGGAAGUGGAGGGGGAGACGCUCCUGAUUGUCGAAUCAGAGGAUCAGGCAUCUGUGGACCUGUCUCAUGACCAGAGUGGGGAUUCCCUCAACAGCGACGAAGGAGAUGUGUCCUGGAUGGAGGAGCAGCUGUCCUACUUCUGCGACAAGUGCCAGAAAUGGAUACCAGCCAGUCAGCUGAGGGAACAGCUCAGUUACCUUAAGGGGGAUAAUUUUUUUAGGUUUACUUGUUCGGAUUGCUCAGCAGAUGGCAAGGAGCAGUACGAGAGGCUGAAGCUGACGUGGCAGCAGGUUGUCAUGUUGGCGAUGUACAACUUGUCUCUGGAAGGAAGUGGACGUCAAGGUUACUUCCGGUGGAAAGAAGAUAUCUGCGCUUUCAUUGAGAAACAUUGGACGUUUUUACUAGGGAAUAGGAAAAAGACUUCGACGUGGUGGAGCACAGUAGCGGGUUGCCUCAGUGUGGGAAGUCCCAUGUACUUCCGUUCAGGGGCUCAGGAGUUUGGAGAGCCAGGAUGGUGGAAACUUGUUCACAACAAGCCCCCAACAAUGAAACCCGAAGGAGAGAAGCUGUCUGCCUCUACCUUGAAAGUAAAAGCCUCAAAACCCACGUUAGAUCCCAUCAUUACCGUGGAGGGACUUAGAAAACGAGCAAGUCGGAAUCCUGUGGAAUCUGCCAUGGAAUUAAAGGAGAAGAGGUCGCGGACACAGGAAGCCAAAGACAUCAGAAGAGCCCAGAAGGAGGCGGCCAGCUUCCUGGACAGGAGCACGUCUUCCACGCCUGUCAAAUUCAUCAGCCGGGGCCGCAGGCCGGACGUGAUUCUCGAGAAGGGAGAAGUGAUAGACUUUUCCUCCUUGAGCUCCUCCGACCGCACCCCUCUGACCAGCCCGUCUCCUUCCCCGUCUCUGGAUUUCUCGGCCCCCGGCACGCCUGCCUCUCACUCUGCCACACCCAGCUUGCUGUCGGAAGCAGAUCUGAUUCCCGACGUGAUGCCACCGCAAGCCUUGUUUCACGAUGAUGACGAGAUGGAAGGGGACGGCGUCAUAGACCCCGGGAUGGAGUACGUCCCACCCCCUGCGGGGUCUGCCUCUGCGGGACCCGUGGGCAGGAGGAAGGUCAGAGGCCUGGAGCAGAUAAAGCAGGAGGUGGAGAGUGAGGAGGAGAAGCCGGACAGGAUGGACCUGGACAGCGAAGACACGGAGUCGAACACAUCCUUGCAGACGCGGGCUCGGGAGAAGCGGAAGCCGCAGCUGGAGAAGGACUCGAAGCCCAGAGGCCCCAAGUACACGCCUGUGAGCAUCUACGAGGAGAAGCUGCUGCUCCGGAGGCUGGAAGCCUGUCCCAGCGCGGUCGCUAUGACUCCCGAAGCUCGGAGGCUCAAGCGGAAACUGAUUGUCAGACAAGCCAAAAGGGACAGGGGCUUACCACUCUUUGACUUGGAUCAAGUUGUUAAUGCUGCUCUCCUGUUGGUGGAUGGGAUUUAUGGAGCCAAAGAAGGGGGCGUGUCCCGGCUCCCAGCUGGACAAGCCACGUACCGGACCACCUGUCAGGACUUCAGAAUCCUCGACCGAUACCAGACCUCCUUGCCCUCCAGGAAAGGAUUCCGGCACCAGACCACCAAGUUUUUGUAUCGUUUGGUCGGAUCAGAAGAUAUGGCUGUGGACCAAAGUAUUGUCAGCCCUUAUACUUCCCGGAUCUUGAAGCCUUAUAUCAGGCGUGAUUACGAAACAAGACCACCCAAACUACAGCUCCUGUCACAGAUCCGUUCCCACCUGCACAGGAGUGACCCUCACUGGACACCUGAGCCCGACGCACCUCUUGAUUACUGCUACGUCCGGCCAAAUCACAUCCCAACCAUCAACUCUAUGUGUCAGGAGUUUUUCUGGCCUGGCAUUGACCUGUCUGAGUGCCUGCAGUAUCCAGACUUCAGCGUAGUUGUCCUUUAUAAGAAAGUCAUCAUUGCCUUCGGCUUCAUGGUUCCUGAUGUGAAAUACAACGAAGCGUACAUUUCAUUUCUGUUUGUCCAUCCCGAGUGGAGGAGAGCAGGGAUCGCCACGUUCAUGAUCUAUCAUCUGAUUCAGGUUCCCCUGAACCCUGCGAAAGUAACCAAAGCCUGGGCAAAGCUUGGAUUCUGUGAGCUGAAGGAGACUGGUGACCGCUCAGGUAAGAAGCUGGAAGGGGGCUCAAUGAGUGUGCAGGCUGGUCCGGCUUUCCCCUGCAGCUUUGCUGCUGAUAGGAGGUGUGGUCAAGAGGGACCCUAGUCAGUAGCAGCUUGCACUGCCUCACUGGUGGCUGGUUCUAGGAAGGAACAUUCUAGAAGCACAAAGCCCUGGCAGCACAUGCUUAUCAAGUCUCUGCUUCCAACAUGCUCACCAGUGUCCUACUGACCAUGGCUGAGCUCAGUCUGCGUGCAGGCUGCACAGGUGCUGAAUACCAGGUCUUCAGGUGGGCCGCCAAGUAGAAGUCACCAGCCAGGGCCACUAUAGAAAACUCAUCAUUGGCUCUAUCGCCCAAGAUGGUGGUCCCGAAGUUGGAGGACACAUUCUGAAACCACGCCCCUAUACAAUGCCUUUGCUGUAGGUGUCCUCAGGCCCUAGUCUGUCUCCCUGCCUCAGUGAUGUUUCUUUGCCCUUCUCUGAUGAUCGCAAAUUAACCUCUGAGUAAGGAGUCACUGACUGCAUGGAGGGAGUGGGUCCCAGCUCACAGGACUCCUGAGUCCACUGAUCUCCUGGAUAGAUAACAUCUGGAUGUUAGGCCGCUCUUCAUGGUUUUGUUUUUGUUCUUGCUUUAACUGGAAACCCAGGCCCUGAGCAAACAAAGUAACAACCAUCUGCCUCUAGCCCCCAGAGUGGCUGGAGGCCACUUCACCAUCAUCAAAAUUCCUCAAAGAGCGGGAUGACCUGCUCUAUUGCUGACCCAUCAAAGGAAGACCAUGGGUGCAGUGGACCAGCCAGAGACCUGCACAGAGCGGAUCGUGGACCCCUCAACCCCAACUUCAGUCUGUAAGGUUUCUCACCCUUAAUCCCUUAAACUGCCAGUUCUUGCUCCGCUCUUUGCAGUCAUAAACAGCUACUUCCCUCACGAUCCUGGUGUCAGUGAUUGGCUGGCUGUGCACUAGGGAGAGGCCCCAGGUGUGGGGUCCUAGAGCAAUCCAUGCUGGGAAUUACAGUGAAGGCAACAGCUGGAGGAAAUAUGUCACCACACCCUCUAACACUCCUCCCAAGGCCAGCAACCCCAAAUUGCUACUGUAGUAAAGCCACAGUCCAGAACCAGUGCCACCGGAAAAUAUCCAGCACGGCUGAUACCUGCAUCCCCAUGAUCACCUCUAACUUUCAUAACGUCGUAGCAUCAUGAUGCUACAGCUGCCGUGGCUGACACUCCCCACUCCCAUCAUGUACCUGAUGCCAUGACACUUCUAAGACUUCCCUGAAAGAACAGAAGAUGGUCAGUCACCAAGUUACUGGAAAUCCCUAUCCUUUCUUGGAAAAUCUUGCCCAAAGCCUUACCUGCCGUGCCUGUAGACUACAUGAAGGGAUGACCCCGAACCUCGUGGGUUGCAGCUCACUCUAGAGCAUGUCCAUACUCCCUGUUGAGUGUGUACUUUGGCUUUGCUAAUAUUAUUCCUCUGCUAACCUU